This is a messenger RNA of Thalassophryne amazonica, 2094 nucleotides long. It is a transcript of the gene spast, whose product is annotated as spastin. Gene Ontology annotation, cellular component: microtubule cytoskeleton. NCBI's taxonomy places the organism in Eukaryota, Metazoa, Chordata, Actinopteri, Batrachoidiformes, Batrachoididae. The transcript is spliced from 16 exons. Bases 224 to 1630 code for a protein of 468 amino acids. The record is from RefSeq and is a predicted model, not a curated record. Gene Ontology annotation, molecular function: ATP hydrolysis activity; ATP binding.
GCCGGAAAGCGGAAGUAAGCUGUGCGAAUCGUGCAAAUGUUUAUAUCGCACUGAGCAGAGGUUUUCUUUUGUGAUGAAGCGUUAUUUGUAGCAAAAACGUCGUGAAUGAAAUUCGUCUUGCAGCUAAACCGGGACAUGAGAACAUUUAAGAACUAAACGUCAGUCUGCCCUGGAUAAUUAGCAGCUAACUUCGAGCUAAAACUGCUCACGGGUGACGGCUAAAAUGAGCUUUAAAAGUAAAGACAACUGCGAAGGUGUUAAAAACUACCACAACCGAGCGUUUGAGUGUCUCUCUAAAGCACUGAAGAUCGACGAGGACGACAAAGGAGAGAAGGAGGAGGCUGUAAAGUGGUACCAGAGAGGAAUCGCAGUUCUGGAGAGCGGCAUUAAGGUCCAAAUAACAGGACAAGGUGAGCAGUAUGAUCGGGAGAGGAGGCUUCAAGGAAAAAUGGUCAACAACCUCGCAAUGGCUAAGGAGAGGCUGUCAAUUUUAGAGGCGACACUGACAUCUAAAAAGAACAGUGAUCCUCAGACGGCCGCAAACCAGCCAAAGUCUGUUCCCAAAAGCCAGCCUGUCGGUCAGAGUGUGUCCAGUAUUUCCAAACCCUCUACUGUAGUCAGACCUCCUCGGUCCAUUGAUGGAAAGGUGACGCCCCGGGCAGCAAAAGGUCAAAACAGCAGACCUGCAGUUUUGAGACAGCCUGAAAGGAGGAAUAUGAAAAACUUUAAGAACGUAGACAGCAAACUGGCCAACAUGAUCCUCAAUGAAAUUGUGGACAGCAGGGCGUCCGUUUCCUUUGAAGAUGUUGCGGGACAGGACUUGGCCAAGCAAGCGCUCCAAGAGAUUGUCAUUCUUCCAGCUUUAAGACCAGAGCUCUUCACUGGCCUGAGAGCACCAGCACGUGGCUUGCUUUUAUUUGGCCCUCCUGGAAAUGGGAAAACCAUGUUGGCUAAAGCUGUCGCAGCAGAAUCAAACGCCAACUUCUUCAACAUCACUGCUGCUAGUUUGACCUCUAAAUAUGUUGGUGAGGGUGAGAAGCUCGUCCGAGCGUUGUUUGCGGUCGCCAGAGAAUUACAGCCGUCUGUCAUCUUCAUUGAUGAAGUUGACAGCUUGCUUUGUGAAAGGAAGGAGGGAGAACAUGACGCUACUCGUCGAUUAAAAACAGAAUUCCUCAUUGAGUUUGAUGGGGUGCAGUCAGGAGGAGAUGACAGAGUGCUUGUGAUGGGAGCGACCAACAGGCCUCAGGAGCUCGAUGAAGCAGUACUGAGGCGCUUUGCAAAAAGGGUGUAUGUGACAUUGCCAGAUGAGGAGACAAGGUUCAAGCUGCUGGGAAAUCUUUUGGGAAAACACGGAAAUCCACUGAGCAGAAAUGACCUGUCUCGUCUGGCAAAAAUGACUGCAGGGUAUUCAGGAAGUGACCUCACGUCAUUAGCCAAAGAUGCUGCACUCGGUCCCAUUAGAGAGCUUGAACCACAACAAGUCCGAAGUAUGGUUGCUAGUGAGAUGCGGAAUAUCGGUAUGAAAGAUUUUGAGGAUGCUCUGAAGCGCAUUAAGCCCAGUGUUAACUCGACAACUCUCAAUAUGUAUAGCAAAUGGAACAAAGAUUUUGGUGACACGACUGCUUUUUAAAAAUAAAGACAUUCAUUUUUAUUUGUUUAUAUUAAAAAAGGAUACAGUGCCGUGCAAAUGUUUGAGGCAACCUAGAAUUUUCAUAAUUUAUUUUCUUCAUUUUUUUACUUCAUUGCAUUAAUUACAUAUUCAUUAGUUUUGAAACUACAGAACAGCGGCUGGUUGUGUGGUACAGGAGACAACAGACUGGAGGUUAUGUUACAGUUGUGACCACUACCAGUCUGUGUCCUUCAUUUGCAUCGUUCCAUUACAUAACUCAGUGUAAGCAUUUAAUUUCACAUAUCUAAAAAUCAGAAAACUCAGAUGGGAUUUAUCAAUUAUCAAGUUACACAUUCGAUUGUCAACUUCAAAAAAUCGUAACCAAUCGUGUUUACUUUGUUGGUGUAUUGAUGGUACAUGUUAAAUCCUGAGUACUGUAAAUACAACCCAGUUAAUGUACUGCAGGAGACCUCAACAAAACCAAA